AUGCGUUGAUUUAUUCAGUGACAAUAUUCUAACCUGAAAACAUCCCACCCCCAAUCGUUACUUUGAUUAAUUUACCGACACGUUCAACCUGAAAACAUCGCUUCUUAAUAGCAUCUUUCACGCUUGAGGUAGUUUUAAUAACCUACGCAAAUCUUGGGUUAAUAAUUGACCAUUUUCUUGGAACUGAGGUUUGCUAUAUAAACGAAGGGACUCCUAGAGUUGGUCACUUGAGCCCUGCUUAUACUGCGGCCAAUAGCAAGCUUCCCUCCAGGUCCGAAGUUCAUCUAAUCAAGGAGACUUACAAGAUGUUUCCAACAAGGAUAAUUCUGCUGAUUUUGGGGAUUGAGAGUAUUCUGGCCAACAAGGAUCUAGUGUUGAUCUCCGAGGAACGACAAACGUUCCAUGUAUGCGGCCAUCAUUUGGCCACUCUCCUAAAUCUCGUCUGCGAAGGAAACUACAAUGGACAACUUAGCAAGAAAUCCAGCACAGGCGAAAUAGACUGGCAGAGAGAGAUGGAACAGCAGCAAUUAGAGACAGAAGAUUCGCUCAACGAUCUCGUCUACCAGUUUCCGUUUCGGUCGCGAGCGCAUGCGAAUGCGUUUCUCGCCCCCGACGGUGUCUUCAGACGCCACACACGAGGCAUAGUCGAAGAGUGUUGCAAGAAACCCUGCACCAAAUACGAGCUCAAAAUGUACUGCGCUGAUAGCAAGUAAAUUCAAAUUAGAGUAAAGUGAUAUGGACGGUAAUAGCCUAUUGAACGUUCUUUGUGAUUUAAUUAAUUUUGAAUGAGAUUAUUUUAGGAUUAAGUUAGUUUUAAAUGUGAUUAAGUUGUAAGUUUUAAAUAUGAUUAAGUUGUAAUUAGAUAGGUUUUGAAUGAGGUUAAGUUAAAAGAUUGAAUUAACUUUGAAUGAGAUAAAAUAUUGUGAUUAAUAAAUUUUUAAUCUAAUUAACUUGUGAUUUAAUAAUCUAGUGAUUAACUUUACUUUGAAUGAGAUUAAGUUGUAAUUAAAUUAAUUUUGAAUGAGAUUAAGUUGUGAUUAAAUUAAUUUCGACUGUAGUUGAAUCAACUUUCUUUAACCAAUAGUUCACGAUUUGAUUUGACUGUUAUUGCCUUGACUUUCUUCAACCAAUAGUUGACAACUUGAUUUAGAUUCAGUUUUAAACGAUUAAUGCUGAAUUUCCUUACAUAAGUUUCAGAGUCCGGAAACCUGGUUCAGAGAAAAUAAUCUUUCCAUGACUUUUAAUGUGAUUGGUAGAGAAAUAGCUGUCAUAUUAUAACUGAAUAAUUUGAACUAACAAAAUUUAUUUGUUUAAUAGUUGUUUUGUUCUCAAAUUAUUGAGAGAUAAUAUAGAAUUUAUUGUGAUUGAUUGGAAAGUAGCUGUCAUAUUAUUUAUGUAUUUCAAGAACUUAAUUUAAUUAGGAGUGAAUAGUCAAACCUAAGGCCCGGUUGCACAACAGCCGGUUAACUUUUAUCCGUGAUUAAUUUCACGAGAACCAAUCAGAGAAGGCGUUUUUGAAAAGGCGGCUUCUCUGAUUGGUUCUCGUGGAAUUGAUCACGGUAAAAAUUUAACCGGCUGUUGUGCAACCGGCAUUAAGAUUAUUGAAAAGUAGGAACUAAUCGUGUUUUGAUUCUGGAUAAUUUGAAAGAGAAAUCGGAAUGUAUGAAGGGAUAAUUUUCGCUAUGAUUUCAAACGAUUGAAGAGGCAUUUGGGAAUUAUGAUAAAUUGUGAUUCACUGUUUUUAUGUUAAAUAGGAAUUCAAUGUGGUUCAUCGAAUUUACCUUUUGUUGGGAAGGGAAGUAGGAUUCAGAAGGAAGAUUAAUGUUUUGAUUUCAAACGUUUGAAAAGAUAUAAUGCAAUUCAUUGUGAUUGAUUGUACGGAAUUUAUUGUAAUUUAUCUGAGUACACCCUUGCGAUUCGCAUGACGGCGACAGUAGCAGAAGAAUUUCCAGCUUUUGGAAUGUGGUUGAAUAGUUGAAAUCGUCGCCAUCAAGCGAAUUGUAAUGGUUUGCACAAAACAUAACAAUAUUGUUUUCAUUGCAAAUAAUUAUAUAUUGAUAUCUUACCGUAAUUCAUUGUGAUUAUUCAAUUAUUGUUCUGAAAUGUUGUUUGAAUGUUCAAAUAAUAUUAAAAGAAU
Nilaparvata lugens (brown planthopper) is the source of this 2137-nucleotide messenger RNA. RefSeq names its product LIRP. Gene Ontology annotation, molecular function: hormone activity. The coding region runs from base 306 to 713 and encodes 135 amino acids. Gene Ontology annotation, cellular component: extracellular region. The record is from RefSeq and is a predicted model, not a curated record. Lineage: Eukaryota; Metazoa; Arthropoda; Insecta; Hemiptera; Delphacidae. The transcript has 3 exons.